CUUCGUAGCUGCAGCUCAGCCGGAGCGACUGGCGCCGGAAAGGAGCCCUGGGUGCGGAGCGCUCCAGCCCCCGAGCCCCAUCCUCGCUUGUUAUUAUUAUUAUUAUUAUCAUUAUCAUUAUUAUCAUUACCAUUAUUAAAGGAAGAGAGUCCGAGGUGUUUGCGGCUCCCCAGGGACCUGGUCCUGAAGCCAGAGGCGGCAGGGGCUUUCUGCAGAAGUGACUGAUGUAUCUUGCUGAGAUACAGUGGGCUCUUCUGGACCCGUGCCAGAGACCCGUCUACAGGGACAUUGUGCAGGACAAUUAUGGGACCCUGCUCUCACUAGACGGAGGAAACAUGAACCCAAAUCCUCAGCCCGGAAGUGCCGAGGCCACACAGGCGCCCAAGCAGUUACCUGGACGGCCUGAAGGCUCCCUUUACUUGGGUCCAGGUGGGCAUCAAGGUGAGGAUGCAGGGAAAGGAUGGCCCAAGCUCCCUCCCCCCAUGCCUAAAGACAACCCAAGCAUCCCCCCAAGAGUAUACAUGGGGCCCAGCCAGAAUCUGUGUGUCCAAUGUGGGGAGAGCCUCACCCAAGCUCAACAGAGCCUCACCCAAGCUGAGCAGAGUCUGUCCCUCGCACAGCAGACCCUCUCCGAAGCUCAGCAGAGGAUCGCCCAAGCUCAGCAGAGCGUCGGACAACCCCAAAGAGUUCCCCGUUCCAGUGAUAAGCUCUAUUCGUGCUCUGAUUGUGGGAAAAGUUUUGGAGUGAGUUCCCACCUCACCAUUCACAGGAGAACCCACACAGGUGAGAAACCGUAUGUGUGUAACGACUGCGGGAAAAGAUUCAGCCAGAGCUCGACCCUUGUCCUCCACCGCCGCAUCCACACAGGGGAAAAACCCUACAAGUGCACUGACUGUGGGAAGAGCUUUUCGGUGAGUUCCCACCUGACCAAGCACCAGAGAAUCCACACAGGAGAGAAGCCUUACGAAUGCCAGGUUUGCGGGAAAAGGUUCAGCCAGAGUUCUACCCUCAUCCUGCACCAGAGAAUCCACACAGGGGAAAGGCCUUAUAAAUGCGACGAGUGUGGGAAGACCUUCAGCGUUAGCUCCCACCUUACUAUCCAUCAGAGAAUCCACUCAGGGGAGAAGCCGUAUCGCUGCAUGGAGUGUGGGAAAAGUUUUCGUCAGAGGUCAGGCCUCAGCACACAUCAGAAAGUCCAUAUAGUGGCCCUUGAGAGAUCUUACAAGUGCCCGCCCUAAGAAGGUUGGACCUCAAACCCACUUGCCAAUUCCCAUCAAAAGUUCUUCUUUUACUAUUAAAAGCAAACCAACAUGGAAGGAGGAACUGCUUAUGUUUAGAAUGCUUCACCUGGAAAUCCAAAAUUCAGCAACCAGAUUUUGUAACAAUACUGUUUUGUUUUUUUUUAAAAAGAAUGUAUGCAAAUGCGCAUAUUUUGCCUUAAUCUGCAUGCAUUAUUAUAGGUAAACUGUGAGAAAGCGUGGAACUGUUGACGGACUCAUUUUAAACAAAGGAGAGUUGGGACUCCUAAGAAUGAUAGGGGUCAGUAGAUGUACAAGGGCCCUAAGCCCUUCCCAACUUCCCAAAAGAAAGUACAAAAGGUCAAAUUUACUUGGACGUUAAGGUCGUCGGACUCCGUAUUCUUGCCCCAAAAGGUGCCUUGACAAGCUAACCUUUGGAUUCACGACCUUCCAGCUUUCUCUCAGCAGCUUCUAAAACACUCUUCAGUGGACGGAUUCUGGCCAGAGACAGAAAGAGAUGGUUAGCACUUUGCUUUUUAAGAGCCUCGUGGAAGCAAGCGGGGGGCUCAGAACACUAUUAACUUGCAGUUUUGUGUAUAUGAUGGAGUGCCACCCCCUCUCCCCCUAGUAUGGAAUUAGGGCUUUCUGGAUGCAACAGUUGAUGCUCACUUGUUGCAUGAGAUCUAGUAUGUUUUCUCCAGAAAGCACUUCUGCUUGGGCAUUUUGCAUUUGCCAAGCAAUUCAACCCCUGUAUAUUGUGACUGGAAAUAUGUCCUUGUAGCUAGCAAUUUGGAGAGCUGUUUGAAAUGUUAAUGUGACAGUUUCACAGACACUGAAUAAUGCCCAUGCAGUCACUGGUGGCAUUUUACUUUUUUUUUUUUUUACAUUCUCCUACUCUAAUGUGGAAAGAUCCAUGUAACUCAGUAAAGGGUCAGUGAGUGUAACUAGCGACUUUUUCUCCUCUGCAGCCGCUGCAGAGGCCGUAUUUUUGGAUGGGAAUAGAAAUAUAAUACAUAAUCAUAACAUUUUUGUCCCUUAUUGAGCAAGAUGAUUCUUGUUUUUUAAAUAUGGAGAACAGGCCACUCCUGCACAGCAAGGCUGUCCCUCUCAAGGUUACCUGAUUGUUACCCUGGAACACCUAUCAGUGCCAAAGAAGUGGGAGAGGAUGCAGCCACAGCACUUCUGCCUUGAUUCCUUUGCCCACUUCCCUUCUGCAUCUUCCACAGCAAGUCCAGUUUCAUCUCGGCAGGUGAGAGAGAAGGAUGGAUCCAGAAACUAGGGGAGGAACAGUUUGGGAGAUGUACCAUGCAGUCCUCAGCUGUGAGCUAGGCUAAAUUUUCCAUCAGCAGAACACUGUCCCCCCUCUCCACUGCAGCCCAAAGAUCUCAAAAUGCUACUUGUGGGGGAUAGGGGACCCUGAGCAGAGAUAUGAGGGGGCUGCAGCAGGAAGGAAGGAUCAAUGGAGAUCUGGAUCCAACCCAUUGAUGUCACGUCAGUGGACUUAGAAGGGUAUAUCUCAUCUUAGGAUUGGCUCUAGCAGUUACUGUCUCAGAACUUUUAAGCAGGAUCUCUGGGAUGGAACUGGCAAGCCUACAUCUCUUUGUUCAGUUAUGGAUGGACAGCAUAUUUAUUGUUACUGCCACUGGAUCAUGGCUAGCAAAGCUCAAGCCGUAAGAGGAAAGUCUGUUUUGGUUUCUGUAGUCUAGAUGGCAAUUAGAUAAGUUACCACUCCAAUUACAGGAACUUGCCAUCAUUUUAAGUACUCUUUCUACCCACCUCCUCUGAUCAGCAGGCAUUUAGAGUUCUUCAUCCACCAGUUUCACGUUAAAACCUCACCUUGUAAUCUCCAUGGCUUCAUUCAAAGUGUAUUAAAGU
Molecule: messenger RNA, 3113 nt
Organism: Eublepharis macularius
Lineage: Eukaryota; Metazoa; Chordata; Lepidosauria; Squamata; Eublepharidae
Product: zinc finger protein 3-like
Exons: 3
Coding region: 225-1238 (337 amino acids)
Biological process (GO): regulation of transcription by RNA polymerase II
Molecular function (GO): RNA polymerase II cis-regulatory region sequence-specific DNA binding; DNA-binding transcription factor activity, RNA polymerase II-specific
Source: RefSeq, a predicted model, not a curated record